This is a messenger RNA of Sciurus carolinensis (gray squirrel), 1689 nucleotides long. It is a transcript of the gene Kcnv2, whose product is annotated as potassium voltage-gated channel modifier subfamily V member 2. Lineage: Eukaryota; Metazoa; Chordata; Mammalia; Rodentia; Sciuridae. The transcript is spliced from 2 exons. Gene Ontology annotation, molecular function: voltage-gated potassium channel activity. Gene Ontology annotation, cellular component: membrane; voltage-gated potassium channel complex. The record is from RefSeq and is a predicted model, not a curated record. Gene Ontology annotation, biological process: protein homooligomerization; potassium ion transmembrane transport. Bases 1 to 1689 code for a protein of 562 amino acids.
AUGCUGAAACAGACUAGCAAGAGGAGAAAUUCUUGGAGCUACACACAAUGGAGUACUCUGGAGAGUGAGGGCCCUCCAGGCACUAGGACCAACCAACACCGCAGGAGCAUCUGCUCCGCAGGAGCUCGUUCAGGCUCCCAGGCCAGCAUCACACCGUGGACCGAGGUCAGUUUUAACUACUACAUCGAGGAGGAUGACGACAGCGGGGAAGAGGAAGAGUGGAAGGACAACCUUGCCAAAGAGGACCAGCAGCCAGGGGAGAUCACCACCGCCCAGUUGGAUGGCCACGCGGACAUUCCAGCCCAGUUGUCCAUGCUGAAUGUGAAUGUUGGCGGCCACAGCUACCAAUUAGACUACUGCGAAUUGGCCAGCUACCCCAAAACACGCCUGGGCCGCCUGGUUACCUCCAGGAGCCGCAGCCGCCAGCUGGGCCUGUGCGACGAUUAUGAGGCAAAGACUGACGAGUACUUUUUCGAUCGCGAUCCAGAUGUCUUCCAGCUCAUCUACAACUUCUACACAUCAGGGGUGCUGAUCGUGCGUGACGAGCUGUGCCCUCGUAGCUUUCUGGAAGAGCUGGGCUACUGGGGUGUGAGGCUCAAGUACACGCCACGCUGCUGCCGCAUUUGCUUCGAGGAGCGGCGCGAUGAGCUGAGCGAACAGCUCAAGAUCCAACGCGAGCUGCGUGCACAGGCACAGGCAGAGGAGGCCGAGGAGCUCUUCCGCGACAUGCGCUUCUACGGACCACAGCGGCGCCGCCUCUGGAACCUCAUGGAGAAGCCCUUUUCAUCGGUGGCUGCGAAGGCCAUGGGGGUGGCCUCCAACCUCUUCGUGCUCAUCUCAGUGGUGACGCUGACGCUCAACACCGUGGAGGAGAUGCAGCAGCAGGCAGAGCAGGGCACAGGCGGUGACCCGGGGCCCAUUCUGGAGCACGUGGAGAUGCUGUGUGUGGCUUUCUUCACGCUCGAGUACUUGCUGCGCCUUGCCUCCACACCAGACCUGCGACGUUUUGUGCGCAGCGCCCUCAACCUGGUGGACCUGGUGGCCAUACUGCCGCUUUACCUGCAGCUGCUGCUGGAGGGCUUCACUGGCGAGGAUCAGGGGUACGGCAGGGGCUCACCACACGAGCAUGACCUGGAGACUGUGGGCCGCGUGGGCAAGGUGGGCCAGGUACUGCGCAUCAUGCGCCUCAUGCGUAUCUUCCGCAUCCUCAAGCUAGCUCGCCACUCCACCGGACUGCGCGCUUUUGGCUUCACAUUGCGCCAGUGCUACCAGCAGGUGGGCUGCCUCCUGCUCUUCAUCACCAUGGGCAUUUUUACCUUCUCUGCAGCUGUCUACUCCGUGGAGCAUGAUGUGCCUGGCACCAACUUCACCAGCAUCCUCCAUGCCUGGUGGUGGGCCGCGGUGAGCCUCUCCACUGUGGGUUAUGGAGAUAUGUGCCCAGAGACCCACCUAGGCAGGCUCUUUGCCUUCCUCUGCAUUGCUUUCGGGAUCAUUCUCAAUGGGAUGCCCAUUUCCAUCCUCUACAACAAGUUCUCCGACUACUACAGCAAGCUCAAAGCUUAUGAAUAUACAGCCAUACGUAGGGAGAGGGGAAACGUGGAUUUCAUGCAGAGAGCCAGAAAGAAGAUGGCUGAGUGUCUGGCUAGAAGCAAUGCACAGCCCAACCCAAGGCAAGAGAAUAAUUCAUAG